ACACAGCCAAAUAAAUAAAUAAAUAAAUAAAACAAUUUUGUAAGCUGAAUUUGAAUUAUUUUUUAAUCAAGGGAAGGUAACACAGUAAAAAAAAAAAAAAAAAAAGGUUUUCCUGCAAAAGGAAGGCAUGAAGCUUGAGAUGGAGAGACACUUUUUAGCAGAGUCUGUGUCCAGCUUUGGUGUGUACCUGUGACUGAGUGCUGGAGGGCAAGGAAGAAUAACUAGAAGACAAAGUGUAAAGAAAUUCCACGAGAAUUUCCUCUUGCUUCACAACUCUCUUUAUGUCUUUUGAUCUCUGGCAACAACUGGGAAGGAAAAACUCCUGACAACACCUAUUCAGACGUAUAUGGUCAACAGCAUGAAGUGCUGGACACCCUUACUCAUGAUGUUCCUCUGUAUGGUGCUACUGUCUGUGCUGGGAGGAAUGAAGGAAAAACAUAACCACAGGGGGGAAUUGUUACUUCAGGAGUGCUGGGGACAGCCAACAGUCCAAGAAUGUGCCAAGAAGUGUUCUAGAACCUUUAGAUGUGUAGAAAUAAAUCACACAUGCUGCUGGACGUACUGUGGAAACAUCUGCUGGGAAAACACAAACCUGGCCAAAAUUCUGGGUCUCCUGCCAGACUCACCUUCAGAUGUCCAAGAUCAACAUUAUGAAGUGGUUGGGUCUCCAGUUGCUGACGCUCUCCUACGUGGCAAUACUGCCAGUUUCAGGAAGCUGGAAAAAAAGAGUGGAUUCUUCCCUUGAAUUUCCAUCUUACAUUGAACCAAAGCUGAAACUGAAGCCCUGCAACAAGAUUCCCACUAAUGAGCAGUGUGCCACCAACUGCAAGUUUCACACAGUGUCAGACUCGUCAUCACUGCUGCAGGGCUUUCUGUGGAGAUGUCUGC
Messenger RNA from Balaenoptera acutorostrata (minke whale), 888 nucleotides. RefSeq names its product protein WFDC11. The record is from RefSeq and is a predicted model, not a curated record. The transcript is spliced from 4 exons. Bases 347 to 745 code for a protein of 132 amino acids. NCBI's taxonomy places the organism in Eukaryota, Metazoa, Chordata, Mammalia, Artiodactyla, Balaenopteridae.